AUGCAUCUAGCUGUGGUCGCCCGUGGAAGAAUAAUAUCUGGCCAAAGCUCUGGGUCUACAUUCUUUGUUUCCAGCAACCAAUACACCAUUCAGUACAGAGCAAGUGACAGUGCUGGAAAUUCUGCUGAUUGUUACAUUUACUUCAUGGUUAUUGGUAUCCGUUGCAGUACUUUGUCAGCCCCUUCGCAUGGUAGUGUGGGGUGCACCAACACCAACUUCAUUUCAUCUGUCUGCACCAUCUCCUGUGACCUGGGCUAUCAUAUUGUUGGCUCCAAGAUUAGAACAUGCACACAAUCGGGGAACACUGGAUACUGGGAUGGCUCAACAACGACUUGUUCACGAACCACGUGCAAUACGUUAAGUGCCCCAGAGAAUGGAGAAUUGAGCUGCACGAAUGGUUGGUAUUUUGGUAGUUCAUGCACGUUCUCUUGCAACUCUGGCUACUCCCUCAACACCUCGCAGCCGACAUUGACCUGCUUGCAGAAUGGCAUGUGGUCUUCUUCAGGAGAAAACAUGCAGUGUUUAGACGUGCAGGCGCCAACCUUUACAGGAUGUCCUGUUUCACAGACGGUUACUGCCGCGCCUCUGGAAAUAUCUGCCGUUGUGACAUGGAACACACCAUCAUCGUCGGACAACUCUGGAGAAUCAAUCCCUGUUAUCCAAGAACAGGGUCCUCUAUCUGGGAGUGCGCUUCAGGAAGGCGAUCACAUGGUUAUGUUCACUGCAACGGACAGUUCAGGAAAUAAAGCAACGUGUACAUUUACUAUUACUGUAAGAGUGGUGUAUUGCCCUGAAAUUUCUGUGGACCUUCCUCUUCAAGUAAAUUGCUCAGAUGGUUAUGUUCGAGGUUCUGAGUGUACCUUUAGUUGCAGCACGGGGUACAUUCUUGAUGGGCAAGAGACGAGUCGGUGUUUACUGACUGGGUCAGAUGGAGCGUGGGACACAGCGACGCCUACCUGUCAAAUUACCCAGUGUGAAGAACCACCCUUGUUAGAAAAUGGGGGAUUGAAAGGGGAGUGUAGCAGAAAUUUUGGAUCGACCUGCUAUUUUGAGUGCAAUGUUGGAUAUGAGAUCAACAAUGAUGUCCUUACUUGUCUCGCUCAACCCGAUAGCUCAAACGUAUCCUGGCAUGGAGAAGUACCAGAGUGUUCACGUAAGUAG
This is a messenger RNA of Lytechinus variegatus (green sea urchin), 1161 nucleotides long. RefSeq names its product E-selectin-like. Bases 1 to 1161 code for a protein of 386 amino acids. NCBI's taxonomy places the organism in Eukaryota, Metazoa, Echinodermata, Echinoidea, Temnopleuroida, Toxopneustidae. The transcript is spliced from 7 exons. The record is from RefSeq and is a predicted model, not a curated record.